Molecule: messenger RNA, 1273 nt
Organism: Ilex paraguariensis (yerba mate)
Lineage: Eukaryota; Viridiplantae; Streptophyta; Magnoliopsida; Aquifoliales; Aquifoliaceae
Source: the annotation of a GenBank genome assembly
UAGCUCUCUCUCUCUCUGUGUGGUUGAAAAUGGGAAGGAAAUGCUCUCAUUGUGGGAAUAUUGGUCACAAUACAAGGACUUGUAGCACCAUUCACAGGGGAAGUAAUUCUUGUGGGCUGAGGCUAUUUGGGGUGCAACUUGAGACACCAUUUGCCAUGAAGAAGAGUUUUAGCAUGGAUUGCUUGUCAGCUUCUUCGUCUUUGAGUUUGACUUCUUCAUCAACACCCUCCUCUUCUACAUCUUCACGGAUCUCCAUAGGUGAAAACCUUGAUAGAAUGUCUCAUGGGUAUCUAUCUGAUGUCCAUAUCGGACGAUCUCAAGAGAGAAAAAAGGGGGUGCCAUGGACGGAGGAGGAGCACCGUGCAUUUCUGGUGGGGCUGGAGAAGCUGGGCAAGGGUGACUGGAGGGGCAUCUCUAGGAAAUUUGUGACUACAAGAAGUCCAACUCAAGUAGCCAGCCAUGCACAAAAGUAUUUUCUUCGACAGAACAGCUUCAACAAGAAGAAGCGUCGGCCUAGCCUCUUUGAUGUGGUUGGGAGGCAUAAAUUAAAGAGCCUGGAAAUAAAUACAAAUAGUUUUGUGGCCAAUGAAACUUCCAUUUCAUGUGGCUUAUCAUCAAAGACAAAUGCUUCCAUGAUAGAUUUCAGUACCUUGGAGCAAGAUUCAAAGUCCGUAAGGCUUUCGUUACCGGUUUGGCCUUAUGGAUCGUUGGAAUCCCAGUUCAGUACUGCUUCCAAUUUAAAUAAGUCCACUGUGCAAAGCGCAAAACCUGAUCUCGAGCUUUCACUUGCAGCACCAACGCCACUGAAUCAAAGUAAAACUUCCCCGGGUUGCCUCGUAGCAGGACCAAUUAGUGUGGUCUGAAACAUAAUUUUAAAAAAAUCUCGGGGCAAAUAAAUGAACAUUAAUUCCAUUAUGUGAAUGUAUCCACAUUUACAGUCCCAGGCUCUCUCCUGCUAGACUGCAACGUAAACUCAGGAUGUUUUUAUCAUCAUAAGGAAGAAGUAAGAGUACUUAUUUCAGUAUAUAUACAUAUAUAUAGACAUAGCUAUAAGCUUGGUUAUAAAGGUACCAUCCAUGCACCUAUUAGCAAGGACUUGGCUUUCCUGUAGAGAGAAAGUAAUGCAGUCAAAAGUACCUCAAUAUGAGCUAAAUUUUCUGCAAUGUCAUGCAGCCCAGCAAUUUUUCAUGUAAUUAUAGUUUUUCCCUAGGUCAAGAAUGUUUGGAUGAUGUAAACUGAGCACAGUGCUUAUAAUUACUAUUCAGAACUUGGG